UGGACUCACAGACACAAAAAUCAAAAGCACUUUCCCACUUCUUCCUUCUCUCAGCUACUAAGAGAGCUUCACACAAGUGAAACCACAAACCCUGAAUUUCAACUCAGCAAAUCUACACUCUCCAAAUCUUCCAAACUCACCAAUCCAUAUGGGAAAUGUGGUGGAAUUGAAGGUAGGGUUGCAUUGUGACGAGUGCAUCAGAAAAAUCCUGAAAGCCAUCAAGAAGAUGGAUGAAAUCGAAACAUACGAUGUUGACACACAGCUGAAUAAGGUCAUAGUUUCCGGCAACGUGACGGCAGAAGAAGUCAUCAGAGUUCUUCACAAGAUUGGGAAGGCAGCAAGCACUUGGGAGGAACAUGAAAUGAAGCCUGAGAACCAGUAAAACACACACAUCUCACACAACAUUUUAUCAGUUGUAAGCAUGGAGAUUUCCAAGUUCAUCUACUAACGAAUAGAGAAUUAUUAAGUACUAAUAUAGUAUUGUAGUUUGAUCUUAGUAAUAUUUAUCUUAUUUUUCAGA
Molecule: messenger RNA, 520 nt
Organism: Cornus florida
Lineage: Eukaryota; Viridiplantae; Streptophyta; Magnoliopsida; Cornales; Cornaceae
Product: copper transport protein CCH-like
Exons: 3
Coding region: 149-382 (77 amino acids)
Molecular function (GO): metal ion binding
Source: RefSeq, a predicted model, not a curated record